UAUUACUCAUUAAAUGAAACUGAUCACUGAAACACUUACAUUCCCACAGCCAUGGCCUCUGCCCAUCCUUUGAGGAAGCUACUGGAAGAAGUGGUUUGUCCCACGUGUCGGAGUUACUUCAAGGAUCCAGUAAGCAUAGACUGUGGACACAACUUCUGCCGAGUUUGUAUCACAGAGCACUAUGAAAAAAUGGAAAUGGAAACAGAGGAAGUUUUCUGUCCACAAUGCAGAAAAAAUAUCAAGAACGAGAAUUUCCAGACCAACAGGCAGCUUGCCAGAAUGGUGGAAAAUAUCCAGCAAUUAGGGAUAAAACCUGAAGACCCAAAAAAGCAGAUAAUCUGCAGGGAGCAUGAGGACAAACUCAAGCUGUUCUGUGAAGAUGACGGUGAGGUGAUCUGUCUGGUUUGUGAUAACACCCAGGAGCACAGAUCUCACACGCUGGUGUCCAUUGAGCAGGCUGUGCAGGAAUACAAGGUGAAACUCCACAAAGACAUUGAGCUUCUGAAGAAAGCAGUAGAGGAGAUUUCAAAGUUGGAAUCCAAGGAACAAAAUAAACCCAAUGACUGGAAGGAAAGAGUAAAGUGCCAGAGACAGCGAAUCUUGUCUGAAUUUGAGAAACUGCAGCUGCUUCUGAAUGAGGAAAAGGAACUCUUUCUCCAGAGACUGUCAGAGGAAGAGAGGGAGACUUUGAAGAAACUAAAUGAGAAUGUAACCAAACUCUCCCAGCAAAGCUCCUCUCUUCAGCAGCUGAUCUCAGAGAUCCAGGAGAAGUGUCUGCAACCGGCCAUGGAGCUGCUGAAGGAUGUAAAGGACACACUGAUCAGGAGUGAGCAGGUGAGGCUGCAGAAACCAGAGCUCAGUGCUGUUGAACUGAAGGAUGCGUACGGAGUCCCUGGCAUGAUGGAAAUGCUGCGGGAAUUCACAGUGGAUGUGACUCUGGAUCCAGACACGGCAAAUCCCAACCUCGUCCUGUCUGAGGAUCGGAAACGUGUGAGACACAGAGACACAAGACAGGAUCUGCCCGACAACCCUGAAAGAUUUGAUCUUUGUCCCUGUGUCCUGGGCACUGAGGGAUUCACGGGCGGGAGGCAUUACUGGGAGGUGGAGGUGGGAGAUAAGACUGACUGGGACCUGGGAGUUUGUAGGGAAACUGUGAGCAGAAAAGGGAAGGUCACACUCACACCUAGGAAUGGAUACUGGGCCAUGUGGCUGUGGAAUGGGGAAUACAAGGCCAACAACUCCCCCUCGACCCUCCUUCCUGUAAGCGUCAGGCCCAGCCGGGUGGGGAUUUUCCUGGACUAUGAGGCGGGCGAGGUCUCAUUUUACAAUGUGACUAACAAGUCCCAUCUGCUCACUAUCGCUGACACCUUCUCUGGGAUGCUCCGCCCUUAUUUCAGUCCCUAUCUCAAUAAGGAGGGUAAAAACUCAUCCAAGAACUUAUGA
Messenger RNA from Chrysemys picta bellii (western painted turtle), 1443 nucleotides. Lineage: Eukaryota; Metazoa; Chordata; Testudines; Emydidae. The record is from RefSeq and is a predicted model, not a curated record.